GACAGCCAGAGCAAAGCCAACGGGAUCGAUCCGACAACAUCACCCACGAUCGACACAUUACCGCCACCCACCACUCACCACCCACCACACCCCACAACCAACAAACCACACACGAUGGGUUUCAUGGGAGGUUUCGGAUUCUCCCGAUCCCAGGCCGAACAGGACGCCUGGGAGGUCAAGGCGUACCAGGACACCCUAGCUGCCCGGGUAGCCGACCACCACAAUGCCAUGGGCGACGAGAACUUUGAGGUUGGCGAAGAGAAGAACGCUGGGGGUUACAAGCAAAACUACCGGGCUUUCGUCCUCGCCUUUGCCGCAUACAUGGGUAUCAUCCUCUUCGGUUACGAUACCGGUCUUGGAGGUGGAGUCAUCGCCCAGCCCGCUUUCAUCCGUGAUAUGGGAAUCACCGCGACGGGGAAACCGUUGGCCGACAUCAAGGGAAACAUCGUCUCGAUCUUGCAAGGAGGAUCCUUCUUCGGUGCCCUCGGUGCUGCCCCGCUCAGUAACGCCAUCGGUCGAAAGCGAUCCCUCAUGAUCGGAUGUGCCAUCUUUGCCGUCGGAGGUUUCUUGCAGACGUUCGGUCGUUCGUUGAACUUUCAAUACGCUGGUCGUUUCUUGGCCGGUUUCGGUGUCGGUAUCGAGUCGUCCGUCUGUCCUACCUACGUCGCCGAGUUGGCUCCCGCUGCCAUCCGAGGUAACAUUACCGGUCUGUUCCAAGUCUGCGUCGUCACCGGAGUCGCCCUCUCGUACUGGAUCAACUACGCCUGUUCCUUCUUGGGUCCCAAUGACUCGAACGCUUGGAGGAUCCCCGUCGCCAUGCAACUCGUCUUUGUCGGUAUCAUGUCCAUCAUCAUCCCGUUCAUCAAGGAAUCCCCUCGAUGGCUCGCGAGCAAGGGCAGGAACUCUGAAGCUUGCAAGAACUUGGCCUGGGUCCGAUUGAGGCCCGAGGACGAUUACCGAGUCCAAGCCGAACUCGCCGAGAUCAUCGCCGCCGUCGAGGCCGACAAGGAAGCCAUGGCGGGCGUCUCCUGGACCAAGGAGAUCACCGCCAAGGGUAAACCCAAGAGGUUCUUCAUCGCCAUCAUGAUGUUCGUCUGUCAACAAUGGUCCGGACAGAACUCGAUCAACUAUUACGCCCCGGAGAUCUUCGAGUCGAUCGGUAUCAAGGGGACCAAGGCCUCACUCUUGGCCUCGGGUGUUUACGGACUCGUCAAGAUCGUCGCGACCGCCUUGUUCAUGGCGUUCGGUGUCGAGCGUGCCGGAAGGAAGAAGUACUUUGUCUUUGGUGCCCUGGGUAUGGGAACCUUCCUGAUGAUGAUCGGUGCCGUCUUCAACACCCACCCCCCUGACAGGAACGCUGAGUCGCCUUCGGGAGCUUCCAUCGGGAUGGCCGUCCUCAUCUACCUCUUCGUCAUCCCUUACUGCUUCUCCUGGGGAGGUCUCGUCUGGGUCUACAUCUCCGAGCUUUUCGACACCAGGUCGAGGGCUUACGGUAUCGCUUUCGCCAACGCCUCUCAAUGGUUGAACAACUUUGCUAUCACCAAGACUACCCCGCUCCUCGUCAUCGCCUUUAACAAGGGUGGGAUCUUCUUCUUCUUUGGAGCUUUGAACUUCUGCAACUUGAUCUUCUCCCUCUGGAUCCCCGAGACCAUCAAGCUCUCGCUCGAGCAAGUCGACAUCGUCUUCGGCUCGGUCAGCAAGGAAGACCGUAUGCGAGCCGUCACCGAGCGAUUCAACGCCGGUGCGGCCGGUAUGGCCUAUAACGAGAAGAACAAGUCGGUGGACGACGACGAGAAGUACACGACCGACAUUGUUCACGACGAGGAUGCCUCGAGGAGUCAUCCCAGGUAAAGCAAGGGCGAUGCAUAGUCGAAGGUCUGCUUGUAUGGUAUCUUUUUUUGUCUUAACGAAAGGAAGGCUGGGGAAUCCGAAAUGGAGUGAUGUAAUGGUCGCACGGCAGCAGGUCGAUAAUCCUUUGUACACAGGUAGCGCGAUGUUCAUAUUCCCACUUGAUUGCGCAGA
Filobasidium floriforme is the source of this 2022-nucleotide messenger RNA. RefSeq names its product putative high-affinity glucose transporter of the major facilitator superfamily. The transcript has 8 exons. Bases 115 to 1851 code for a protein of 578 amino acids. The record is from RefSeq and is a predicted model, not a curated record. Gene Ontology annotation, biological process: transmembrane transport; carbohydrate transport. Gene Ontology annotation, cellular component: membrane. NCBI's taxonomy places the organism in Eukaryota, Fungi, Basidiomycota, Tremellomycetes, Filobasidiales, Filobasidiaceae. Gene Ontology annotation, molecular function: carbohydrate:proton symporter activity.